AUGGAAAAGGCCAAAGCAAAAGCAAAGUUUAACGUGGAGAAGGCCAAGGCCAAGCUCCAGGAGGUGCUGAACGCCGAGAGCGACAAUACUUGCCUGACGAACAGAAUUGCGACAACUCGCUACCCGGCUGGCGGCAGCGAUGUGACCAACACAGUCUCUCACACCCCGCUUGCUCCGAUGGAGCGUCGAGGCAGUCACACUGCUCAUUUACUGAGGAAACUCAACUCGAGAACAGCAUAUUAA
This is a messenger RNA of Thyridium curvatum, 243 nucleotides long. RefSeq lists its product as uncharacterized. NCBI's taxonomy places the organism in Eukaryota, Fungi, Ascomycota, Sordariomycetes, Thyridiales, Thyridiaceae. The record is from RefSeq and is a predicted model, not a curated record. Bases 1 to 243 code for a protein of 80 amino acids. The transcript has 2 exons.